AUGCACGAGACGACCAAACCUAACUUAAACGACAAUGUCAAGAAAAAGCAAGUGCAGAAGUCGAUUAAUAACCAAAAAAUCCACGAGUUCCUUCAUCAACAUGUACCUAUCACAAAGUGGCUUCCAAAAUACAAUAGUAAAAUGGCGAUGGGUGACAUGAUAGCAGGUAUCACAAUUGGCCUUACGAUGAUACCACAAAGCAUUGCAUAUGCGUCUCUGGCUAAUUUAUCACCACAGAUUGGGUUGUAUUCAGCACUGAUGGGAGGGUUCAUAUACAUGACCUUCGGAACCGUUAAGCAGGUUUCCAUGGGACCUACGUCUCUAAUGGCUCUACUUACUUACGAGUACACAAAAAAUUUGACUCAGGAAUAUGUGGUGCUUUUGACAUUCAUGUGUGGAAUAGUUGAAAUGUUGAUGGGAUUAUUCAAACUGGGAUUCUUGGUUGAUUUUAUCUCUACACCGGUGACAUCUGGCUUUACAACCGCUACUUCAAUUAUUGUCGUGAUGUCACAAGUAAAGGGUAUUUUGGGCGUGAGGUUUAAAGGGGAUACAGUCAAAGACAUAUCGGAGAAAUUGAUCGAGCACUUCCACGAGAGGAGGAGCGGUGACAUGAUUUUAGGGCUGGGCGCUAUUGUUGUAAUACUAUCAUUGAGGGAAUUACGUAAUGUGCCAGUCAAAGGGAUUAUGAAAAAAGUCUUUUGGUUCAUUUCCUUGAGCCGAAACACAUCCGUCGUUUUACUUGCAAUGUUUAUCACGUAUUUAUUUGAAUCCAGCGGAACUCCACUGCCAUAUUUGACCUCAGACACUGCUAAAACUGGACUGCCGUCAUUACGGUUUCCGCCCUUUGGAUACACGUCAGGGAACACGACUGUCACGCUGCCUGAGAUGUUGUACGAGAUCCGGUCUGCCAUAUUCAUCAUACCACUUGUAUCGGUGUUGGCCAACGUAUCCAUUGCUAAAACUUAUGCUAACGGAGGUAUAGUAGAGGCCACGCAGGAGAUGUUGGCUUUGGGCAUGUGCAACAUAGCAGGGUCGUUCAUUAUGUCGAUGCCCACAUGCGGUGCGUUCACUCGGAGCGCCCUGAGCCAAGCUAGCGGUGUCCAAACGACCUUGUCCAACAUAUACGCCAGCGGUUUAAUAUUAAUGGCCAUCCUGUUCCUCACACCUCAUUUUCAUCUCAUCCCCAGGGCGAUACUAUCCUCGAUUUUGAUCAGUGCUGUAUUGUUCAUGGUAGACUAUCAGAUAGUCAAACCCCUCUGGAAAACUAACCGAGCAGAGCUAUUCGUUACAAUGGUCACACUUUUGAUAAGCCUUUUCUUUACCGUUGAAGUCGGUUUACUUGCAGGCAUAUGUGCAAACAUUAUUCAUUUAGCUCUUAUGUGGUCCAGGCCUAAAUUAAAAAUUGAAUUAAUGAAAUCCAAAGGAGUAGAAUUCGUGUUAAUAACGCCAAACAACGGACUGUAUUUCCCUGCGAUAGAUUAUUUGUACAGAGAAAUCAUGCGAAUCCCAAAACAAGAAGGCUACGCAAAAAUACCGUUGAUCAUAAACUGCGCGCACUUGAAAGGAUUGGACUACACUGCUGCCAAGGGAUUGUGCCUGAUAUCUUCGGAGAUUCAGGCUAAAGACCAACGUUUUAUCGUUUUAAAUGCAUCAGAAAAAAUGCGAUACGUGUGCCGGAAGUCCGGGUGCAAGUCGAUGGUGUUCUGUAACUCGUUCGAUGCACUACCAGCUUCAAUUCUAGGUGAACAAUGCAAAGAAAAAUAUACACUGAAUAACUCAUCGAUGAAGCGUAACGAUACCGUGGCCAUCGACGUUCCGAUCAUGCUGGCCGAAGUGACUCCGUUGUUGAAUGUCAAGCCUCCGAAUGGCAACGACACCAGAGUCGAUAUUUAACAGUGAUAAACGGUUAGAUACCGGAGGUAUACCUGUGUCCAGCACACUCAAAUUUUCUCCCAUUUGACUCCCUUCCUUGAAUUUUUUUAAAACGGUCACUCGAAUUGUCACCCGAUUUUAAAAACAUCGUUCCAUUGAAUUGCCUCCCAUUUUGUUCGACUCCUUGCGUAUUGAAAUAUAAUAUCGAUAUUCGAUAUUCGUAUGUUAUGGGCGGCAAUUCGAGUGAAAAGUCUCCUAGAUUUGGAAGGCAAUUAAUUGCGUCCCUGUGUUCUGUACAUCUAUUAUUAUUAUAUUAAUUUAUAUAAUAUUAUUGUAUUAAACGUUUAUUUAUUUAAUACAAUAUUUAUUAUAAUUAUCGUUAUAUUCUUUAACAUUCGACUGUAAAUACAUUUUUUGUAAAUAAACGAUUAACACGUCAUAAUGUUAUAUGGCUUAUAUGACUUAUAUGUGUAACGGAUUUUCAUUAUUAUAUUGUGCUUCGGCGAUUAUUGUUAUUAUGUA
This is a messenger RNA of Rhopalosiphum maidis (corn leaf aphid), 2394 nucleotides long. RefSeq names its product sodium-independent sulfate anion transporter-like. The record is from RefSeq and is a predicted model, not a curated record. The coding region runs from base 1 to 1893 and encodes 630 amino acids. Gene Ontology annotation, molecular function: secondary active sulfate transmembrane transporter activity. Gene Ontology annotation, cellular component: membrane. The transcript has 10 exons. NCBI's taxonomy places the organism in Eukaryota, Metazoa, Arthropoda, Insecta, Hemiptera, Aphididae. Gene Ontology annotation, biological process: transmembrane transport.